AUGGGUUCUCUGAAAGCUCUCCAAGAGUGGUGUCGGAUACAGUGUGAAGAUUACCAAGAUGUUGACAUUAAGGACAUGUCUUCGUCCUUUCGGGACGGCAUGGCUUUCUGUGCCCUUAUCCACAAAUUCAGACCCGAACUGAUAGACUUUUCAUCUUUAUCCAAAGACAAUGUCUACGAGAACAAUCGACUGGCCUUUGAAGUGGCAGAGACACAGUUGGGAAUCCCAGCGCUGUUGGACCCAGAGGACAUGGUGUCUAUGAGGGUCCCGGACCGCCUCAGUGUCAUCACCUAUGUCUCUCAGUAUUAUAACUUCUUCAACAAUAAAUCCCAAGCAAACCCUCCCUGCAUCAAGAGACCAAGCCCUAUUGGUCCCAUCGGUGAAGUUGCUCAGAAAAAACCUGCAUUGCCUUUAGACGACAAAACGAUUGAAUCUGAGACGGGAGCAGAGGCCAAAGGCAGAACCCUGAGUAGUACCUGCUCAGUCUGCCUCAAACAUGUCCACCUGGUGCAGAGGUUCCUCGUGGACGGAAAGCUCUUCCACCGCAACUGUUUCAGGUGCACUGAAUGCCACAGCACAUUACUUCCUGGAUCUUACAAACUCGUGAACAACUCUGGCUCCUUGGUCUGCUCUCAUCACAUUGCACGGCAUGGUUUGGCCAAUCAAAACGGACGACCAGAUCUCAGCAAGAAACCGGAGCUGAGCAAAAAGCCUGUUAUAGUGGAGUCUGCCAGGAUCUGCCCCAGUCCUGUCUCUGACUCUUCAUCACAUAAAACAGAGGAGGACUUAAGCAACGAUGAAAAGACGACCAAUGACACUGCUAUUAUCACUCCAGUUUUAACGAUUCAAGAAGACUCUGUAGAAGACGAACGUUUAAAAGACAAUGAGGAAAACGCCCAAGCUUCCACUCCUCCGAAUCCAUUUGAUGAGAGCGAUGAAGAAGAAGAGGAGGAGGAGGGAAAAGAAGAGCAGAGUGAAGCCCCAACAGGAGUCUUGUUGAAUGGAGACAUGCCCUCUGCUCCCGUCAGUCAGUCAGAGUGUGUGAGCCGCCCUGUCCCCGCUCCCAGGAGGGUAUCUGAUGCCACUCCACCCCCACAACCUGCCCCCAGAGCCCGGGUUCCCCCAACGGCCAGUCCUGCAAAUACCAAUGUCUCUCAGAAGCCUCUUCUUCCACCAAAACCCAGAGAAAGAUCACGGUCUCCUGGAAGUCUGUCUGGUGGUUCCCAAAAACCCAAAGACCCCCCCUGGCUUGCUCUGGUCCAAUCACAAGAGUCCAAGAAGAAGAAAGCCCCUCCCCCUCCUGUCCCUGGACUGGCCACGCCUCCAACCUCGGCCUCUGUGUCUCUCAAAGGGGACGACUCCAGGAGCAGCACCCCGCCCGUCCCUGCCAACCCGUUUGACGAUGACGACAAUGAAGACGCGGAGAACGAGGAGGAGGCCGUCGAGGAGGAGGCCGUUGAUGAAGAGGCGCCGUCCGCAUUGCCAGCGUCUCACCCCUGGUACAGCAUUAGAAAAGCAGCCGACUCGCCUGCUGCGGACCCCUCUCCCUCCAGAGAGCGGUCGCCUCGCUCCGAAAGCCCGGCCGCCGAAAAGAGCAAGAAACGACCCGCCCCCCGAGUUCCACCUCCACCCUCCGUCAGCCAAGCGCUGUCUCCCUCGCAGCCCUCCUCCUGCUCCGCGUCUCCAGCCCUGAGCACCGAGAGCCUUUCCUCGGGGUCGGAGCAGCGGUCGGCCGGUGGUGCCAGCAGUGACCUCGAACACCCCAUCACCAAAAGCACCUCGGAGCCUUCCAUCGCAUCUCCAGACGGCUCCUCGGUGGCCCCUUCCAACGACCUCCAGGCCCCGCUCAGCCCCAGUGCGCUCCAUGUGCCUUCAUACGCCAGUUCAGCACCAGCCACGCCGCAAACGAGCCGCAGUUCAAAUGGCACCGCGGCUCCGAGUCCACUGGCCUCAAACAACAAGCGGACCUGCAAAGAAAACCCUUUCAACAGAAAGGCAUCUCCAUCUGAAGCAAAAUCCAAAGGGAAACCACCAAAAGGCCCUCGACCCGCCAGACCUCCAGCCCCCGGCCACGGCUUUCCUCUCAUCAAGCGCAAAGUGCAGUCAGACCAGUACAUCCCAGCAGAGGACAUCUAUGGAGAGAUGAGUCGACUGGAAAAACAACUGGACGAUCUGGAGCAGAGGGGCGUAGAGCUGGAGAAGAAGCUCCGGGACAACCCCAACGACGAGGACGAGGAGCACUUGUUGAUGGAUUGGUUCACUCUGAUCCACGAUAAACACCUCUUAGUUCGUAGGGAAGCUGAACUCGUUUACACGGCCAAGCAGCAAAAUCUAGAGGAGAGACAAGCUGAUGUAGAGUAUGAGCUGAGGUGUCUGCUCAAUAAACCAGAAAAAGACUGGACGGAGGAGGACAAGAGCCGGGACCAGGAGCUCAUGGCCGAGCUCGUCACCAUCAUCGAACAGCGAAACCAAAUCGUGAACACUAUGGAUCAGGACCGACAGAGGGAAGAGGAGGAGGAUAAAGUUAUGGAAGCCAUGUUGAAGAAAAAAGACUUUUCAAAGGAAGCAGACUGUGAGCAGCAGAAGAAAAAAGGUGCAAAGUUCAAGCCGUCUAAAGUUUUCAAAAGACUGAGCCACAAAGGAGAGCAAAGCAAGAGCCCGAGUCCACGAAAGGAGAAGAGCUGA
This is a messenger RNA of Knipowitschia caucasica, 2685 nucleotides long. Lineage: Eukaryota; Metazoa; Chordata; Actinopteri; Gobiiformes; Gobiidae. The record is from the annotation of a GenBank genome assembly.